Messenger RNA from Physcomitrium patens, 3739 nucleotides. Its product is annotated as protein FLOWERING LOCUS D. NCBI's taxonomy places the organism in Eukaryota, Viridiplantae, Streptophyta, Bryopsida, Funariales, Funariaceae. Gene Ontology annotation, molecular function: protein binding; oxidoreductase activity. The record is from RefSeq and is a predicted model, not a curated record.
CCGCAGCUAGAGCUCCCCCCUCCCCCUCCCACUGUCCUCCCCUCCCCCGGCUCCCGUGCCCUUGCCUUGCCUUGUCCUUCGUUUCGCGUGCAACCAACCAGGAGAAUCCAAUGAGCCAUUCUCCGUUCUGCGAUUCCUCAAGCUUCCCACAGUUUCUUGUUCCAAUUCCCUUUAUUUGCAACGCCUCACACGGAUAGAGCCCCUUGGUGUAGUAAUUUAGUGAGGUCAGGGUCUGCUUGCGAUGGGAGCUCUCUCGAUUUGCUGAAGACCAGGAUUCUGCGGUGUUUGUAUCGCUUGCUUUGAAGCACUCUGUGGCAGGCUAUGCCGUAGCAACUGUUCUUGAGCCAACGAGACAUGUGAGAAGUCAACGGACAUCAAAAGCACGUGAGAUUGAGUCCGUGAUGUUGCGGAUUGGUCGUGGCUAAGUUAUGAAUGGCUCUUCGGAAUGUCUAGAUAGUGUGGCAGUUGGGGAGUAAAUUCCAUGCUUGAUAAAUUCGAAUGGGUUGCAGCAGUCUGAUCUACGUGAGGUGGUGCUUCGCUGUUUAACUUUAUUUUGAAGAAUGAUGAAACAUCCAUGGUUGUCAGAAGACUAGUAAAUAUCAGCAAUGGCAUCUGAAUAUUUGGGUCCUGAAUCUGAGAAAAGUGCAGCUGGAAAUUUAAUCCUAAAGCCUGACGCUUUGCUCACCAACGUUGCACCCCUCCCACAAUUAGGGCUUAUGAAUAAGCAUCAUCAUGGUGAACUCGAUGCGUUGUCUCAGAUUUGCAAGGAUGGGGGACCAAAUUUUUGUGGUCAGAAUGGUACAGAUUCCACUUAUGAAACGAAUGGAGAAGGAGACCUUAAACCCGAGAUCAUUGAUAAAGAAGUGGAGAAUUCAGCCCCACAGGAGCCGAAGUUGAUGGUAGCGUUUGAAAGAACUGACAUCGGGUUAGCAACACUUGCUGUCAGUGUAAAUACGAAAGAGAUCGUAAUAGCCGCACAAGAGCCUGAAGUGGUGGACGUAGAUGAGGCACGUGAUGUUGGUCUAGUUACAGCUAGUGAAACUGUAAGUGAAAUCCCAGGAGGGGUUAGGUUGCCUGAACCAGCUCUUACACAUGAUGCUGUGCAAGAAUCUGUUAUUUCCAGCGUGCGUGAAACAAAGACAAUCAAUGUUGAGAUUUCAGAAAAGCAAAAACGGAAGCGGCGACAGAAGUCGUCCACGAACUUCGAGGUGGAAGAGCAAGAGGCAGGGAGGAGGAACAAGAGGCCUUCUAGGCAGCACUCUAAAGUGUCGACGUACGAUGAGUCUGCCAUGGACAAAGUAAUGGAGGAACAAAUCGAGGGGUCUUCUUCAAGAAAAGGGGCUAAAAGAAAAUAUGACAGUGUGGUUCGAGGAAUUGAAACAGAAGCCAUGGUUGCUGCUGCUCUUGGUUUCCCUCGGGACUCACUUACGGAAGAGGAAAUUGCAGCAAAUGUAGUGAACGUAGUGGGUGGGAAAGAGCAGGAAAACUACAUUGUUGUACGCAAUCACAUUUUGGCUGCUUGGAGGGAGAAUACAAACGUGUGGCUGGAGCAGGAGACUGUGAUGGAAAACAUACGAAGUGCCCACAGUAAACUCGUUGCUUCGGCUUAUAAAUUUCUCUUAUUCCAUGGUUACAUAAAUUUUGGAGUUGCUCCGGCUAUUAAAGCUAGGUUACCGGCAGAACGGAACAAAGCCAAGGUGGUCAUCGUUGGAGCUGGACUUGCAGGCCUUGGUGCCGCCAGACAUUUGAUGGCUUUAGGACACCAGGUGAUUGUAUUGGAAGGUAGGCAGCGGCCUGGAGGUAGAGUAUAUACUAAGAGGAUGGAAGUGGAUAGCGUACAUGCUGCAGCUGAUUUAGGGGGUAGUGUUGUUACAGGGAUGCACGGGAACCCCUUAGGUGUUUUGGCUCGUCAAAUGAACUGGUCAAUGCAUAAAAUCAAAGACUUGUGUCCAAUUUACCAACCCAACGGUCAGCCUGCUGUUGAUGAGAUUGAUAAGAAGGUGGAAGCACAGUUCAAUCAGUUGUUGGACACAUGCAGCAAAUGGCGAGAGGAAAAUCAUUCGAAGUCUGCAGAGAUUUCGUUAGGAAAUAUCAUGGAGUUUUUACGUCAUAACUGCGGAAUGGGUACUAUUCCUGCUGAGAGGCAGCUUUUUGAUUGGCACUUUGCAAAUCUUGAGUAUGCCAAUGCACAAUUACUCACUAAUCUCUCGCUUUCUGAUUGGGAUCAGGAUGAUCCCUAUGAAAUGGGAGGGGAUCACUGCUUUCUACCUGGGGGCAAUGUGCAGUUUAUAGAGGUCCUCUGUGAGCAUGUGCCUAUCCUCUACGGUAAAACUGUGAAAAGAAUACGUUAUGGAGAUAGUGGGGUGAAAGUUGAAACUGCAGAUGAGACUUUUGAGGGUGAAAUGGUGCUGUGUACUGUGCCAUUGGGUGUUUUGAAAAAGGGUAUGAUCAAUUUUGAUCCACCACUUCCUCCAUACAAGGUAGAUGCCAUUCAAAGGUUAGGCUUUGGUCUUCUAAACAAGGUGGUGAUGCUUUUCCCAAAAGUGUUUUGGGAUGGCCACCUAGACACAUUUGGGCACUUAGAGGAAGAUCCACGUAAGCGUGGUGAGUACUUCAUGUUUUACAGCUAUGCAGCAGUGGCUGGGGGGCCACUGUUGGUGGCUUUAGUGGCUGGAGAGGCCGCCAUUGCUUUCGAGGCCACUCCCCCAAUCGAAGCUGUAACUCGUGUUAUGACCAUUCUCAGAGGUAUUUUUGAACCGAAGGGAAUAAAAGUGCCAAAUCCCGUGCAGACUGUUUGCACACGGUGGGGGAGUGAUAGUCUGUGUUUUGGCUCUUACUCAAACGUGGCAGUAGGAGCAUCUGGCCAAGACUACGAUACAAUGGCAGAGUCCGUGAACGAUAGGCUCUUCUUCGCAGGCGAGGCAACCAUUCGCAAAUAUCCUGCAACUAUGCACGGUGCACUUUUAAGCGGCUUUCGCGAAGCAGCUAAUAUGGCAAGAGCUACAUUAGCCAGAUUGGAUCCACCUAAACUGGAAAGAACUCAAUCCAGAGAUUUACAUUCAUACUCAACAAUUCUGGUAGACCUUUUCAAAGAACCCGAUCUCGUGUUUGGUAAUUUUUCUGUCAUUUUUAACCAGCAGGUGUUGGACCCCUCUUCGCUGGCGAUUUUGCGAGUGCAUAUGAUUUCUCCUGGGAAGAGUACCAAUGUAUCUGUAGAGGGGACAACUGAAAUCUUUGUUCCAGAGCAAUUGUUCUUGUAUACUACCAUUACUCGUCAACAGGCUUUGGAUUUGAGUAGAUUGGAUAAUGAUAAUGAAAGGCUACAGCACCUUUGUCUUAAUUUUGGGGUGAAGUUAGUGGGUCGAAAAGGUCUUGGUCCGGCAGGGGAUUUGUUGGUUUCCACGAUUAAGUCAGGUCGUGCUGCAAAGAAGGCUUCUCCUAAUUAGUUGCAGUGUUCCAUGCUGCUGUAAGAUGAGCUUCUCAGGAAGCAACGGAAGGGCAUUGAAGAGAUGGACCCUUCUGUGGCCGGACAUCAGUACAUCACGAUUUUUGUCCCAACAAUUUAAAAAUAGUCUUUAGUACAUUUCUGAUGGCAAAUGAUAAUACUGGGGGAUUGCAAGGCAGCUUAAGUACUGUGCUCCUGUUCGCAGAGCCCGUUAAAGACCCUUACGACGUCCUCUUUGCGCACAAUUUGACUCUUGUUUAAUCAGAAUAUACCAACCAUGCACUUAAAGCAGCA